Molecule: messenger RNA, 1051 nt
Organism: Caenorhabditis elegans
Lineage: Eukaryota; Metazoa; Nematoda; Chromadorea; Rhabditida; Rhabditidae
Gene: Y53F4B.62
Product: F-box domain-containing protein
Exons: 3
Coding region: 35-1030 (331 amino acids)
Source: RefSeq, marked reviewed
CUUAUUCAUUUCUCUUUAUUCGUCUCUACUGAAAAUGCUCUCCAAACCUGAAACCCCUUACAAGCCGUUUCCUUUAUUCAAGCUUCCAAUGGUCGCAGCCAACGAAGUUAUGUUAUGUAUGCCGAUAGUAGACAUAUACAAUUUCUCUACAGUCAAUUCUAAAACAAAAGGUCUUGUAAAAACCUUUACAUCGCAAAAACUACGGUAUAUACUCGAAAUUCGCGUGGAUUUAUUUCAAGACUCUUGCAUUGAAAUUAACCACAGAAAAGUUGGUCUGUGGCAAAUCGAGAUAAAAUCUAGUGAGGAAACAGAUCAGGAUAACUAUGUAGACGGGAUCACCUGGAACCUAUUUGUGCCUGAUGUAUUGGCUAGCUGCAUGUUUCAGACCGACUAUAUCACUGAGCUAUUUAACACUCCAAUCACUUCGUUUUACUUUGAUAUUUCUGUAUUCAAAAGUCAAAAUCAAUUGAUAAUUGAUUGGCUUUUAUCCAGACAAAACACCAUCCAAGAUUACGCUAUCGUCGGAGAAGAAUUAGUGACUGAUGACUUUCUAGCGAUCUGGCACAGAAUUCCAGUAGUGACCAAGUACCUCGAGCUUCAUCUCAUUGUGAUGCCCAGUUUUCAAUGUGAUAUUGCAAUUAAGCAGCAAGAGUUGUGUGUUUGCAAUGCUGAAUGGUUCACACUGGAUAGUUUGCUGAAGGCGGACUGCUCACGAAUCUUUCUUGACGGAUCCGAACUAACCUCUAUUGAAUUGAAUAGAUUCCUCCGAAGCUGGCUAUUGUCAGAAUCUAAUAGGAAUUUGAAAUCCUUUGAAAUUCGCACAAAUGAAAAUAUUUUACUCGAGCAAGUCCUUGAUCUACCCAUUGAAGCAACUGAUGAGAAUGAACUGGAGGAACGACCAAUUAUCAACCUGAUGCGUGAUUCUCAAAUGGAAUUGACGAUCAAACGGAACGACGGAAGAAAAGCUGUAUUGAGCACUUUUUUCAAUAAUUUUUUCCAAAAAUUUGACUUUUUAAUGAAUGUUAACUAAAAAUAAAAUAGAAUGCAAUUU